ACAGUUACUGUAAGGUAACGCAAAUAUUACAAAAUGGUAACUAUACCAGAAAAAGCAACCGAAAUUGUGAACAAAAUUAUAGCACAAUCCAAUGAACAUAUUUCGCGAACUAUAUUUGUAGUUGGAAGUAAAUCAGCGGGUAAAUCAACUCUUAUUUCUAACUUUCUCGAAAAAAAUGAAGCACCUCGAGAGACACUUGUACUGGAAUACUCACUCGGCAGAAAAUCUGGUCAGAAACAAGGGUUAGAGAAGAUAAUAUGUCAUGUUUGGGAAUAUGGCGGUAAACUGGAACUAUUGAAGAAUGUAUUAACCUCUGUCCCUUUGCACAGGAUAAGUUACUUCAUAGUAAUGUUAGAUUUAAGCAAAAUCAAGACUAUUUGGAAUACAAUAGAAACAUGUGUUAAUUCUUUAAAACAGUAUGUGGAGAAAAGUACUUCACAGGAUUUAAUAUUGAUUGGCGGAAAAUAUGACUUAUUUAACAAUUACGAUAGUGAAAUAAAAAAAAUAAUUUGCACAACUCUAAGAUGUGUGGCGCUAAUUAACAACGCUCAUCUAAUAUUCUAUUCAUCAAAAGAGCCACAACUAAUGCGAAGAGUGAAGGAAAUGUUACAUAAUGCUGCGUUCGGAAAUGGUAUAGUAAUAAAAGAAAAAAAUGUAAACUUCAUCAAACCACUGGCAAUCCCAAAGGAGUUCGAUUCCUGGGAAAGUAUUGGGAUCCCCAAAUCUACGAUGGACCAGGUUAAAAUGCGACACUUAACAAAAAUACCACUGGAAGUCGAAGUUAAAGAAAUUGCAAGUUCUGAAUUACAACGCUCUCACCCUGAACCGAUUUUGGACUCGCUUGCUGCAUUGAAGUACGAAGAUAUCCGUAACAUGGAAUCAUUUGAUCCCUCUAUAAAUGAUUAUUUAAUGUGUUUGUAA
This is a messenger RNA of Papilio machaon (common yellow swallowtail), 921 nucleotides long. RefSeq names its product cytoplasmic dynein 2 light intermediate chain 1. Gene Ontology annotation, cellular component: axoneme; cytoplasmic dynein complex; ciliary basal body. Lineage: Eukaryota; Metazoa; Arthropoda; Insecta; Lepidoptera; Papilionidae. The record is from RefSeq and is a predicted model, not a curated record. Gene Ontology annotation, molecular function: dynein heavy chain binding. The transcript has 4 exons. Gene Ontology annotation, biological process: intraciliary transport involved in cilium assembly; intraciliary retrograde transport. The coding region runs from base 34 to 921 and encodes 295 amino acids.